This is a messenger RNA of Cladocopium goreaui, 1080 nucleotides long. NCBI's taxonomy places the organism in Eukaryota, Dinophyceae, Suessiales, Symbiodiniaceae. The record is from the annotation of a GenBank genome assembly.
CGGGAGACUGAGGAGGUUCAUUUGCAACAUUUGGAGUCAUGUGUAGAUAUGUUCCAGUUCACAUCUGUGGCAUUUCAGCUUUUUCUUCUAAGCUAGGCUUCAGGGUGUCACGAUCCUGGCAUCUUGCCACAUUGCAGGUACCAAAGUGCUGAGAUCCUUUGUUUUUCUUUGCAAAAAACGUGAGUUUUCUCUGGUCUUUCAGUUGAAAGAUGUUGAAAGCGAUUUGGGUUUGCCAGGCCCUGGCGAUGCUUUGCUGUAUGGCAGCUCUACUCGGCUUGAUUUUGGCAGUCGUGAUCGUUUGGCCCUUGAUCCUUUUAGCUCCGAGCAUGGCAGUCUAAAACGACAGAUUUUCUAAAGUUUAGACUCUUAGACUGAGUGUGGACAAAGUCAUACGAAGUUGUAGAAAGUCCGCGAAGCAAUGACACAGGUUAUGUCUCUUUAGAGUUCUGAGUUCUGAGCUGUAAAAACAAUUAAACACAUCUUAUAGAUGUGAAACUUUGAAAGCAAUUUUUUCACAUCUCAGAAAGGAAGCAUCAUCGGCCCUCAUUAGGCAUUGUCAGGUCAGGUCAGGUCGUGGGUCACAUCAUCGCGCCCAGAGAUGGGACCCGAGGUUUGUUUUCUGCUUGACCGAGCCUUAAGCUGGAAGCAUCAAGCCACGUACUACGCUUGCAGACGCCAGGUACAAAAAGUGCAAGAGGAAGCCUUGAUGAAGGGCAAAGACCUUUCACUGUGCCCCUGCUGCGUGGAAUGCACAUCGAAUACCCCGGCACAGAAGAAGGUGAAAUUCUUCUGUGGCCAUAGCUAUCACUUGCACUGCAUCAACAGAUGGUUUCAAGAGAAUCCGACUUCUGUUGGCUCCUGCCCUGUUUGCGAAGUAGGGAAGCUUCAGCAGGAUUUGGCCGCCGGCAUCCUGGGGCCAUGGGGGACGAUCCAUUCUCCAGUUGAGCAACUUGAAUUGUCACCAAUCAUUCAUAGCCAAGUGAAGGCCAAGUUUUUUGGCAAUUUACAUCAAUUUACUCAAGAUUCUCAAGAUUAGAUUACUUAAAAUGAUGAAAAACACUAAAAUGAUCGGCUGGUCGG